Laccaria bicolor S238N-H82 is the source of this 2238-nucleotide messenger RNA. RefSeq lists its product as uncharacterized. Gene Ontology annotation, biological process: proteolysis. The transcript is spliced from 11 exons. Gene Ontology annotation, molecular function: calcium-dependent cysteine-type endopeptidase activity. Gene Ontology annotation, cellular component: cytoplasm. The record is from RefSeq and is a predicted model, not a curated record. NCBI's taxonomy places the organism in Eukaryota, Fungi, Basidiomycota, Agaricomycetes, Agaricales, Hydnangiaceae. Bases 1 to 2238 code for a protein of 745 amino acids.
AUGGAUUCAAUCCCCCUUCCUGUCGCUCCCCGGAGGACCAAUGCGACCUUGGAUGUCACGAACGUCCAGUCCGAAGCCAGAAGCAUUGACAGUCGUAGCAAACCUACCCGCUUCAAAGUCGAAAAACCCAGCCCUCUUUCUAUUCCUAAAGCUGGCACCUUGACGGCGAAUAGCGUACCCUUGCCACCCCUAAGCCCGAACAGCAUGAUUUGUUUUGUCGAUUCGAAGCAAGAGCCUGGUUUACUGGUCACAGACGAGCUGGACGCAGCCAUCGAGGAGUGCAGACGAAAGGUGGAACGGAUUUCUAAAGAUUGUAGGGCCAAGAACCGGAAAUUUAGAGACAUUGAGUUCGACCUCGAAAACGACGCGAGUCGAUGUAUCUACGGGAUUGGCCAAGGUGCAGGCGAUGGAGAUAUUCCAGCCGAUGUGCAUAAGGACGUUCUGCGCGUCACGCAAAUAUUUGAGAAUCCUCAUUUCUUCUCGGCGGAGGGGGCGGCGAACUCAAACGACAUUAGGCAAGGAGCCUUGGGAAACUGUUGGUUCCUGUCGGCGCUUGCUAUCGCCUCUACAGCACGGGGUUUGAUCGAGAAGGUGUGCGUUGAUCGCGAUGAAGCAGUAGGUGUAUACGGGUUUGUAUUCUUCAAGAAUGACCGAUGGGUGGGAGUCGUCAUAGACGAUCAGCUAUUCACACGUAUACCCAAAUAUGAGGAACUCGGCAAAGAGGAACAGGAAUUAUACCAUGAUGAUAAAUCACUUUAUAACCGUAUCGCGCGGAAAGGUGGGAAGACGUUGACGUUCGCCAGGUCAGGGGAAAACGGGGAGACGUGGGUGCCUCUGUUUGAGAAGGCGUACGCGAAAUUGCAUGGCAAUUAUAAUCAUUUGCAAGGAGGUUUUGAAUCUGAGGCUCUUGAAGACAUCACAGGCGGAAUAGCAACAUUCCUCAUGACCAAGGAUAUCUUGGAUCCUGAUCGGUUUUGGGUGGAAGAACUCUGCCGCGCAAACAAAGACCGGCUCUUCGGGGGUUCCGUCAGUAUGGCUAGCGAAGAAAUAUACAUUGACGUCCAAGGGCUGAUAGCCAACCACGCAUACUCCGUCUUACGCGCGGUCGAAUGUAAAGGCAAGCGAUUUGUGAUCAUCCGCAACCCGUGGGGAUUUCGAGAGUGGACGGGCCCGUGGUCGGAUGGCUCUAAGGAGUGGCAAGGGGAGUGGCUGGAUAUCUUACCUGAGCUUGGUCAUGUCUUUGGCGAUGAUGGACAGUUCGUUAUGGAAUACAAGGAUUUCUUGAAUACUUGGACGGACAUAAACAGGACUAUCCUCUUUGACUCUACCUGGGUUAUGACGUCGUACUGGCUAAAUGUACCAGCCGCACCAGUUGCAUCCGCCUGGACGUAUGGAGACGUUUCCUUCCUACUUUACCUCCCAGAACCAUCAGCAACCGUGAUCGGCCUCUCUCAACUCAAUGCGCGAUACUUUAAGUGUCUCAAGCCUGGGAACAAUUGGAGCUUUGACUUUGUUCUUGUCAAAUUGGGGGAAGAUAAACCCAUGGCACAAUCUAACCAUGAUUGGGGCUUCUCGAGGAAUGUUAACUUGGAAGUAAACUUGGACAAGGGGAAUUAUAUCAUCUAUGUUCGCAUUGCCCGCCUAAGUAACAUACCCAUCGACAAGGUGGAUCCCUUGGUGGCUUGCGGUUGCGAGGAUUCCGGCUGUGCAUGCCCAGCGUACCUGUGCAGCCACUCUCUAGCAAGGGUCCUGAUGGACAAAAUACAAGAUCAAGCUAUCGCCAAAAAUCUUGACACAUUGAACUUUGCCGACUACGUCCCAGCGGACCUAGACUCCCUCAUACAAAAGGACCUGAAACUUUACCAUGUCUACGUGGAGAAGCAGUCAAGCGCGCGAGCACGAGCGAAAGCUUCUGUCAAAAAGAGUGUGGCUACGUUAUUUCGGAGAAAGACGGAGCCAGAGCCGCAGGUCAUGCCUCCCGUUCCGAAGCAGAAGCGGAAAAAACACAAGACGGAAGGACAGAAGAAGCGUAAAGGAAAUAAAAAGCAGGAGGGAGAGAAGAUUCAGGACGACUUGGAAUCAAAACCCGACUCGAAAAAAACCGAAGUUGAAGAGAAAUUGAAGAAGCUCAAGGCGCUUGUGAAGGACCAGGAUGAGUUGGUUGUAGGACUGAGGGUUUAUACGCAUAAAGACUGCGCUGCGGUUGUCGUUGGGAGGUUGAAAACUGAUAUACGGUGA